ACCAUAGACGUACAGCAGUUAUGGCUCAAGCUCUGGCAACACCCGUCGCCCCUUCACUCUCUCUUAUCUGCACCACCUCCUCUUCCUUCAAAUCAUCUCCAACUUCUCUAUCGUUCUCGACUUUUAAUCCUCCAAAGGUUGGUGGAUUGAGCAUAAGAUGUGCUCGUGUAGGAGGAGUGGAGAUACCAAACAACAAGAGAGUGCAGUAUUCGCUACAGUAUAUUCAUGGAAUUGGUCGAACCAGGGCACUUGAGAUCUUGAAUGACCUCAAAAUGGAGAACAAAAUCACCAAAGAUUUGUCGGAAGAAGAACUUAUUACGCUUCGUGAUGAAGUUUCUAAGUACAUGAUUGAAGGAGACCUUAGGCGAUUCAACGCGCUUGCUAUUAGGAGAUUGAAAGAAAUCCAGUGCUACAGAGGCAUACGCCAUAUUCAGGGACUGCCGUGUAGAGGACAACGCACGAAGAACAAUUGCAGGACUUUGAAGGGCAAGAAGAUUGCAAUUGCCGGCAAAAAGAAGGCCCCACGUUAGACUUGACUCUCGGUUUGUUCAUUUCUUUCUCUCUUUACGUGAAAGACUCUUGUUUAAUGUAGAUUAUCCUUGUUUUAUGUUGAAAUUACACUUCUUUUCGAGUUCAAUGAUUCAAUUCGGAAUUUUCACCUACAA
Molecule: messenger RNA, 665 nt
Organism: Cynara cardunculus var. scolymus (artichoke)
Lineage: Eukaryota; Viridiplantae; Streptophyta; Magnoliopsida; Asterales; Asteraceae
Product: 30S ribosomal protein S13, chloroplastic
Exons: 3
Coding region: 21-530 (169 amino acids)
Biological process (GO): translation
Cellular component (GO): ribosome; small ribosomal subunit; mitochondrion
Molecular function (GO): RNA binding; structural constituent of ribosome
Source: RefSeq, a predicted model, not a curated record